Branchiostoma floridae (Florida lancelet) is the source of this 1382-nucleotide messenger RNA. Its product is annotated as neutrophil cytosol factor 2-like. The coding region runs from base 267 to 1382 and encodes 371 amino acids. Gene Ontology annotation, biological process: superoxide anion generation. The transcript is spliced from 12 exons. NCBI's taxonomy places the organism in Eukaryota, Metazoa, Chordata, Leptocardii, Amphioxiformes, Branchiostomatidae. The record is from RefSeq and is a predicted model, not a curated record. Gene Ontology annotation, molecular function: protein binding; superoxide-generating NADPH oxidase activator activity.
GUAACUUCUGACGUCAACACGUACAAAGUUACCCUCCGCUGAAGUGAACCAUGCCGCCAGUCACGACGUAUCCCUAUUCAUGAUCACUCAUGAAUCACCACGAACUGAGACCAAUUUCCGCUCUUUCCAGAAACACAAAUACCAACUUGGCAGCUUCGUUCUAACCCCUGCAGGCCGCCACUCUGCAAGGACUGAGCUCUGUCGUCUCUGACUCUAAAAUCACGUUGCUAGCUGAGAUUCGCGAUCUGUUUUUGAUAGAAUCAUUCAUGGCGACGUUGAAGGAAAACCUGCGGUUGUGGGAUGAAGGUGUGGCCGCCUGCGAUCGUGGGGAGUUCCGUACGGCGCUGGAGAAGUUCACGGGGAUCCAGGAUCCGUCCGCCAAAAUUCUCUUCAACAUCGGGACGGUUCAGAUGGCGCUGGGACAAGUUCAGCCUGCCGCGAAGUCUUUCAGCUCCACCCUGGAGAAAGAUGAACACCUGUCUGUGGCUUACUUCCAGCGGGGCCUGGCAAACUUUAAGUGUGGCAGGGACCAAGAAGGGCUGCAGGAUUUUCAGGAGUCGUACCAGCGUCUUCGGAGGAACGCACUCAUCGACUACAAACAGCUGGGGCUGCGCUACAAACUGUGCGCCUGCGAGGUCCUGUACAACACAGCCCUGGUACACUUUAAGCUGGGACAGACAGCCCAGUGCAGGGAGAUGCUGUUGGAAGCUCAGAAGAUCAAGAUUGAGCCUCGACACAACGUGAUUGACAGGGCCCUGGAGUCUCUGGAUCGUCAUCAGACGUUCCAGCCCAUAGAGAUGCCGUCCAACGUGCUGUUCAGGCCGGCCACCUCCAUCAUACAGAACCUGGAAAAGAAGGACUACCUGGGAAAGGCAAAGGUGGUUUCCUCCAUCACAGACAGAGAUGACUUCUCAGGGUUUGAGCCCCUGAGGAGACCGAAAGAAUCCCAGACAAAAUCAUUGGAUGCUGCUCUAAGACUGGAAGGGACCCCCCACAAAGUGGUGCGUGACCACAUACCGAACUCUGCAGAGGAGCUGGAGGUGCAUGUUGGGAACAUGGUGUUUGUAGCUGCACAGGAAGAAGGCUGGUGCAGUGUGUCGUUCAACAACAAGAUCGGGCUGGUGCCAGCUGUCUGUCUGGAGGAGAUGGAAGACAAGAGAGGGAAGGGGGAAGAAGGCAGGAUAAGAGACAGUAAGGUGCCGGAGCCCCCCCGGAGUAAACCCCCCCAGCCGCCCGUCCGCCCCGACCCCCCUGCCAGGCUACCCCCUCUGCUCAUGCCCCCUAAGAAGGCGCUGCCGACACCCCCUGACGAGGAUGCAGCUUUCCUACCCCCCUCUGCACCUCCGAAAAGGGCACCUCCACCUCUGCUCAGGGGGGUUUGA